This is a messenger RNA of Drosophila willistoni, 1544 nucleotides long. RefSeq names its product zinc finger protein ZPR1 (gene Zpr1). The transcript is spliced from 2 exons. NCBI's taxonomy places the organism in Eukaryota, Metazoa, Arthropoda, Insecta, Diptera, Drosophilidae. Bases 39 to 1454 code for a protein of 471 amino acids. Gene Ontology annotation, cellular component: cytoplasm; nucleus. Gene Ontology annotation, molecular function: zinc ion binding. The record is from RefSeq and is a predicted model, not a curated record.
CUCUAACCAAAUAAUUUUAUUAUUUUUAAUUUCCAAGCAUGUUAUCAACUGCGGACGUUGCUCCUUCUGGCACUGAUACUGUCCCGACUUCAACGGAGCAGGAGCAGGAACCAAAACAGCCGAUUUUUCAAGCGAUUAAUGCCGAACAGGGUGAGGAAGUUGUAGAAAUAGAAUCGGCAUGUAUGAGUUGCUUCCAAACGGGUAUCACCCGGCUCUUGCCCACCAAAAUUCCAUUCUUUCGUGAGGUGGUGUUGAUGUCUUUUAAAUGUGAACACUGCGGUUUUACGAACAAUGAGAUGCAAUCCGCAUCGGAGAUACAAAAAUCGGGCAUACGCAUUGAACUGGAGGUGAACACUGAGAGUGAUCUUAAUCGGCGGGUGGUGCGAUCAGAUAAUUCUAGUAUUAUCAUACCCGAGGUCGAGUUGGAGAUACCAGUGCAAUCGCAAAAGGGCGAAGUCACCACUGUGGAGGGCAUCAUUGAAAGAACAAUAACGGGUCUAUCGCAGGAUCAGGAAAAACGACGCAUUGAUCAUCCCACCGAAGCGGCAUCAAUUGAUGCGUACAUAGACCGUUUGCGUGAAGUGAAACUGGUCAAGUCACCCUUCCAUCUCCACCUGGAAGACAUUUCGGGCAAUAGUUUCAUUGAGAAUCCUCUGGCACCUGCCGCAGAUCCGCAGCUAAAAGUUUCUCAUUUCACGCGAUCACAGAAGCAAAACGAAGAACUCGGUCUCUAUGCACAGAAUCACGAACUCCCAGAUGCAGAUGCUCAUCUACUGAAGCCCAUUGCCGAAGAUGAGUGGCCCAUUGAAAAUCUUCAUGGUGAAGUCUUGCAGUUUGCCACCAAUUGUCCGAAUUGCCAGGCACCCUGUGAGACAAACAUGAAGUUAACGAAAAUUCCCCACUUUAAAGAGGUUGUCAUUAUGGCCACUGUUUGCUCUCAAUGUGGCCACAAGACCAACGAGGUUAAAUCAGGUGGCGGAGUGGAGCCACAGGGCAUACGUUUCAAGGUACGCAUCUCCACAAAGGAGGACUUAACACGUGAUGUACUCAAAUCGGAAACAUGCAGCCUAUCCAUACCGGAAUUAGAAAUGGAGGUUGGACCCCAUGCCCUUUGUGGCCGAUUUACCACAGUGGAGGGUCUCUUGGUGGCUAUGCGUGACCAAUUGGAUGGAACUUUCUUCCACGACUCCGCCGAUGAUACGUCCAAGGAGCAAAUGACACGAUUUUUAAAUUCAUUUGAUGCUGUCAUGAAUUUGGAGCGUGUUAUCACAUUGAUACUCGAGGAUCCAGCAGGCAAUACAUAUGUACAAUCGCUGAACGAUGACACUGAUAAGAAUGGCAUCGCUGUGGCCGAUGAUCAAUUGGUUGUGGAGCAUUAUGAUCGUUCCUACGACGACAACGAGGAUUUGGGCUUAAACGAUAUGAAAACUGAGAACUAUGAGAAGGAUGCGUGAUAGGAAUAACAAUACUUUGUGGCAUAAUCGUAUUAUAAUUAUUCUGCAUUUAUUCAAUAGAGCAAAAUAAAAUCACUCAAGAUAUACAAA